Messenger RNA from Bombyx mori (domestic silkworm), 1996 nucleotides. RefSeq names its product 3-ketodihydrosphingosine reductase (gene Kdsr). Gene Ontology annotation, cellular component: endoplasmic reticulum membrane. The record is from RefSeq and is a predicted model, not a curated record. Gene Ontology annotation, biological process: sphingolipid biosynthetic process. Gene Ontology annotation, molecular function: 3-dehydrosphinganine reductase activity. Lineage: Eukaryota; Metazoa; Arthropoda; Insecta; Lepidoptera; Bombycidae. The coding region runs from base 149 to 1141 and encodes 330 amino acids. The transcript has 3 exons.
ACGUUGGCUAAUGCACAAACCGUACCAGAGCCAAAAACUAAAGAAAAAAAGUAUAAUAUCUAUGAUGAAAACGAAGCUCGAAAAUUUAGCCUUAAAAUUUGAGUAAUGUAAAGUGCUUGAAGUUAUUUGUAAGGGAAAUUAUCCUAAAAUGUUGCUAACAGUUGGAAUUUUAAUAACAUUUUUAGUACUGGUCUUAUCAUUAGUUUUAUAUUUAACGAUAGAAAAAAAAGUUAGUUACAAGGACUUGUUGAAUAAACAUGUUCUAAUUACCGGUGGAUCUAGUGGAAUUGGAAAAUCCGCUGCUAUUGAAGCUGCAAGACGUGGAGCUCAUGUCUCUAUCAUCGGUCGAGACGAAAAUAAACUUAAGUCAGCUGUGGAAGAAAUAACUUCACAGUGUUUAGAUAAGUCUGUUCAAUCCAUUCAAUAUGCAGUUCUGGAUGUUACAUCUGACUAUUUCGUUAUAGAAAAAGCGAUAAAUUCGUUAGAGGACAAUGUAGGACCAAUAUUUAUGUUGGUAAACUGCGCCGGCAUGUGUAUAUGUGGUAAAUUUGAACAAAUGAAGGUAGAGGAUAUAAAACAGAUGAUUGACUUGAAUUAUUUUGGCAGUGCGUAUAUGACAAAAUGUGUUUUGCCGGGCAUGAAGAAAAAAAAAGAAGGAUUGAUCGUAUUUGUAUGUUCAGAAGCAGCUUUAAUAGGCAUUUAUGGAUACACAGCAUACAGUGCUGGAAAAUGGGCUGUGCGAGGUUUAGCUGAGGCCCUGAGUAUGGAGUUAAUUGGAACUGGUGUCCGAGUAAUGAUAUCAUAUCCUCCUGAUACAGACACCCCGGGUUUUAAGAAUGAAGAUCUUACAAAGCCUUUAGAAACCAAACUUAUAUCAGGCUCUGCUGGUCUACUUUCUCCAGAUGUAGUUGGAAAGCAAAUGAUAGAUGAUGCAUUGAAUGGGAAAAUGUAUUCCGUGUAUACUACAUCUGGAUCAAUGUUAACAACACUGUUUGGUGGUUCAAUUGAUAGUGUACGUCAAAUUUUACUACAAGUGUUUUCAAUGGGAGUUUUACGUGCAGUUAUGGUAGGGGUUCUAUUGUCAUUUCAUAAAAUUGUGCGAGACAAUUUAAAGUUGCAAAACAAUAGCAAAAACAAAUAAAUAUUUAUCUGUGUAAUUCUAAGAUAAUUAUAUAUUUUAUGUGAAAAAAUGUAUGAAUAAUUAAUUCCGUAAGGAAAAAUACAUAUUUAAGGAAAGAAAAAUACAUAUUUGAUUGCUAAUAUUAUACAGGGUGUUCCACAAAGGGUAUAAUAUAUAUCAAGCAAUAAAAAGCUGCCGAUAUGACGAAGUUUUUCUUUUUUAUAUUUUUACAUUUUUGAUACUGCAGCAUGUUUUGGCUUAAGCCCUUUUUGGGACAUCCUGUAAUUUUUGUUAUAUUAAUCAUAGUUACUCAAAAUGCUGUUACUACUUUAUACUAAAAACAAAAAUCGGACAGUAUUUAAAGCCCAGAAAAGUAUUUGGUAGACAGUAUUUCCUAUUUGUACUAAGUACUAUUUCCAGGGGCUAGUAUUUUCCUAUACAAUUGCGAGUGUAACCGCAGGUGAAAACUAGUUGUAUAAUAUUUUUUGUAGGAGAAAAAAAAAUUGAAACAAAAAGAUGAAGAAAAACAAUUUAAAAAUAGCUUUUAAACACUUUUAGCCCAAUUAUUAGUCUGAUUUGAAGAUCUUCAAAGUAAAAUAAACACAUGUUCGUUAACUUAUUCAACACAAAUCGUAUCCAAGUAUCUAGUACUCCAGUGUGCUUAGUGCGAGUUUUUUAACGUUCUCGAUAGCGUAAAAGUUAACUUAAAUUUGUAUGCAGUUGGAACAGCGCCCCUAGCGGCAAACGUAGGAGAACGUAAAAAAACUCGUACCAAGCACACCUGAGUUUAUUUUUAAAGUUAUCGUACAUAAUGUAAUAUUUGAUUGAAUUGAACAUAUUUUCACGAAAUAAAACAAAAAAAAAGUUGUAAACGAA